Messenger RNA from Glarea lozoyensis ATCC 20868, 1653 nucleotides. Its product is annotated as polyamine transporter TPO5. The record is from RefSeq and is a predicted model, not a curated record. The transcript has 3 exons. The coding region runs from base 1 to 1653 and encodes 550 amino acids. Lineage: Eukaryota; Fungi; Ascomycota; Leotiomycetes; Helotiales; Helotiaceae. Gene Ontology annotation, biological process: transmembrane transport. Gene Ontology annotation, cellular component: membrane. Gene Ontology annotation, molecular function: transmembrane transporter activity.
AUGGCCAAAACGUCGCUGGGAAAUGAUGGGGAGAUGGGCCGGAGGAUGUCUAACCCAGAUGCGGCACUGGAAAAGAUGGGUUACAAGAGUGAACUUCCUCGGUCUUUGAGCAUGAUGAGUAUUCUAGGACUCUCCUUUGCUAUUAUGGCCGUACCCUUCGGCUUAUCUACAACCUUGGCAAUCUCACUUACCGAUGGUCAAUCAGUAACUGUACUCUACGGAUGGAUUUUUGUUUCAAUCAUUUCUUUAAGUAUCGCAGCUUCUCUUGCCGAGAUCUGCGCUGUCUUCCCAACUGCAGGUGGAGUUUACUAUUGGUCUGCUAUGCUCAGUACGAAAGAAUGGGCUCCAAUCGUAAGUUGGGUAGACGGCUGGCUCGGUCUUGUUGGUAAUUGGACUGUCACGCUCAGUAUCAACUUUUCCGGGGCUCAGCUUAUUCUUUCUGCAAUCACGCUUUGGAAUGAAGAUUUUGUCGCGACUCAAUGGCAGGUAGUACUCAUGUUUUGGGCUGUAAUGGCAAUUGCAUUUCUUGUCAAUGUUUUCGGCGCUAAAUACCUGGAUCUAAUCAACAAGAUCUGUAUAUACUGGACUGGUGCUUCAGUUAUCAUCAUUAUCGUCACUGUUUUGGUGAUGUCGGAUGAUCGAAGAAACGCGGAAUUUGUCUUCACUCAUUUCGAUGCAAGCGCAAGCGGUUGGCCUUCAGGGUGGGCGUGGUUUGUCGGUCUUUUGCAGGCAGCGUAUACUUUAACUGGUUACGGAAUGGUCGCAUCCAUGUGCGAGGAAGUCCAGAUGCCAGAGAGAGAAGUCCCAAAAGCCAUGGUUCUUUCAGUCGCAGCAGCAGGUGUCACUGGAAUCAUCUAUCUGAUUCCCAUCCUUUUUGUUCUCCCAGAUGUCUCACUCUUACUUGAAGUAGGCAAUGGGCAGCCAAUUGGUCUAAUUUUCAAGACUGCAACUGGAUCGGCGGGUGGAGGAUUUGCGCUUCUCUUCCUCAUUUUAGGAAUUCUCUUCUUUGCUGGGGUUGGCGCUUUAACAGCUGCCAGCCGCUGCACCUACGCCUUUGCGCGUGACGGGGCCAUUCCAGGAUCACGGCUUUGGUCACAGGUUGACAAGCGCUUUGAUAUCCCUCUAUGGGCAUUGGUUCUCUCUGCCGUUGUAGAUUGCAUUCUCGGAGUUAUCUACUUCGGUUCUACGUCUGCAUUCAACGCUUUCACCGGAGUAGCCACUAUCUGUCUCUCAGUCUCUUACGGCAUCCCGAUUUUGGUCUCAGUUAUUCGCGGUCGAAAAGCUGUCCGCCACUCAACCUUCUCGCUCGGAAAAUUUGGUUUCUUCAUCAACAUCGCAACAAUUAUAUGGAUCUGCUUGGCUAUCAUUCUUUUCUGUAUGCCAACAGCAAUUCCUGUCACUCCAACAUCCAUGAAUUACGCUUCGGUUGUGUUCAUGGCCUUCGCGUUGAUUAGUCUGGUGUGGUACAUUAUACGGGGUCGUAAAACAUUCACAGGUCCACCAGUUCCUGCCGAUUUCGAAGCAGAACAAGAUGGCGAAAUUGUUGGUGGGAUGGGAAAAGUGACCACCAGCGAUAAUAGUGCUGAUGCACUCAGACCACAAGAAUUAUCUGCUGACAAGGCGGUUCCCGAAUUGGAUGGGAAGCCAAUGUAG